Molecule: messenger RNA, 3564 nt
Organism: Antechinus flavipes (yellow-footed antechinus)
Lineage: Eukaryota; Metazoa; Chordata; Mammalia; Dasyuromorphia; Dasyuridae
Gene: PANK1
Product: pantothenate kinase 1
Exons: 7
Coding region: 127-1536 (469 amino acids)
Biological process (GO): coenzyme A biosynthetic process
Cellular component (GO): cytosol; nucleus
Molecular function (GO): pantothenate kinase activity; ATP binding
Source: RefSeq, a predicted model, not a curated record
UGGAUCGGAAGCCGCAGGGAGGAGGAUCCAGGGAAAUAAAAACGACCGAGAAUGACCUCCAGCAAACGAGUCUGAGCUGGGCCCUGUCUUCCCACGCUGCCCCAUUCAGCCCCCGCCCGCUCCGGCAUGGGAGACCGAGGGCAGCAGCCCGAGCGCGCGGCCCCGCGCCCGCACCCCCUGGGGGCCCCCGGCAGUGCGGCGGCCGUGGUGAACGGCGUCUUACACGGCGUCUUGCACAACGGCUUCCAGCCUCCGGCGCCACCAGCGCCUCCACAGCUGCAGCCUCGACCCUGUGGCCGGGGUCCAGGGAGCGGCGGCAGCAGCGGCAGUGUGGACUCCCGGCCCCAGCCGCAAGCCGACGGGCCGACCCCGCUCCAUGAUUCCCCGGCCAAGAAAUGCAGGCUCCGGAGGAGGAUGGACUCGGGGAGGAAGAACAGGCCGCCCUUCCCAUGGUUUGGCAUGGACAUUGGUGGAACACUGGUUAAAUUGGUCUACUUUGAACCAAAAGACAUUACAGCAGAGGAGGAGCAAGAGGAAGUGGAGAAUUUGAAGAGCAUAAGGAAGUACUUGACGUCUAACACAGCUUAUGGGAAAACUGGGAUCCGAGAUGUGCACCUGGAGCUGAAGAACCUGACCAUGUGUGGGCGUAAAGGCAACUUGCACUUCAUCCGAUUUCCCAGCUGCGCCAUGCACAGGUUCAUUCAGAUGGGAAGUGAAAAAAACUUCUCCAGUCUUCACACGACCCUCUGUGCCACAGGAGGCGGGGCUUUCAAAUUUGAAGAGGAUUUUAGAAUGAUUGCUGAUCUGCAGCUCCAUAAGCUGGAUGAAUUGGACUGUUUGAUACGAGGGCUGCUCUAUGUUGAUUCCAUCGGCUUCAAUGGCAAACCCGAGUGUUAUUAUUUUGAAAAACCCACAGAUCCUGAACAGUGUCAAAAAAAGCCUUACUGUCUUGAUAAUCCAUACCCCAUGUUGCUGGUUAACAUGGGCUCAGGUGUUAGCAUCCUAGCAGUAUAUUCCAAGGACAACUAUAAAAGAGUUACAGGGACCAGUCUUGGAGGUGGAACAUUCCUAGGCCUGUGCUGUUUGCUGACUGGUUGUGAGACCUUUGAAGAAGCUCUGGAAAUGGCAGCUAAAGGAGACAGCACCAAUGUUGAUAAGCUGGUGAAGGAUAUUUAUGGAGGAGACUAUGAACGAUUUGGCCUUCAAGGAUCUGCUGUAGCAUCAAGCUUUGGCAACAUGAUGAGUAAAGAAAAACGAGAUGCCAUCAGCAAAGAGGACCUAGCCAGAGCCACUUUGGUCACCAUUACAAAUAACAUCGGUUCCAUUGCUCGGAUGUGUGCCCAGAAUGAGAACAUUGACAAAGUGGUAUUUGUUGGGAAUUUCCUUAGAAUCAAUAUGGUCUCUAUGAAGCUGCUAGCAUAUGCCAUGGAUUUUUGGUCCAAAGGACAACUAAAAGCUCUGUUCUUGGAACAUGAGGGCUACUUUGGUGCUGUUGGCGCCCUACUGGAAUUGUUCAAGAUGAGUGAUGAUCAGUAAAGAUGUCUCCUGUUCAUAAGAAGGGAAAGAUGCCUCUGUUGAGGUUGCUGCUGGGGAAAAGUGAAAACCACGAUCAGGAUGGGAACGAAGCCAUUUUGGCAGUCGUACCUGCUGGAUUUGUAAAUAAUUUGAAAUCCUUCUAGCUGAUAUUUUACCUUCGGGUUUUGAGCAUAGAAUUCAAAAUUCACAUGGGAAUACAAGAGGUUUUUUUUUUUCUUCCUGUAUACUGUAUUAUUAUUAUUAUUAUUAUUUUUUAAAAGGACAAAAUGUGCAACGUGGCCAAAUGUCCCAGUUUUAUGCAUUCAUUUUAAAAAGCUGAAUAAUGUUUCAGAAGGACCUGAAAUGUAAUAGCUGUGUUUUUCUUCUGGGGUUUACUGAUCAGUGUGGUAAUUUUAACUUCAUUUAGUAAUCACUCUAGGAGAUUUUUAUCUUGACUUAUAUUUUUCAUGACGUUUCAUGAUUUGCUGUUGGUUUCAAAUGAAACUACAAAGCUAGCAUGUUUUACUGUGAACGCUUCCUCCCUCUUUUGAGUUUGUUAUUUUUGUUUUGGGGGUUUUUUUUGUCUCAUAUUUCUGUCCGUGAAUGAAUGUCCCAGGGAAGGAGAGCUGUCUGCUAAGCUCAAUUUCUAUCCUCUUCAUCCACAAUGAAAGACUGUUUUCUGUCAACAUAUAUUCAUAUUACCCAUGGCACUGACCACUCUACUGGCUUAGCAGUGAGAGCUAAAGCUUUAUGAAGUGCCCAUGCAAUAAAGACUCCAAAAAUCACUAAGAGUCACAGGCUUAGGAGGAACCUUAGACCAUAGAAUGUCAGAACUGGAAGGGACCUACAUCUAGCCCCCUUAUUUUACAGGGAAGGAAACAGAGACCUAGAGAGUAAAGUGAAUUGUCUGAUUUUGGAUAGUUGGUGAUAGAAGUAGGAUUACAAUACAGUGGUAUAUACAACAAUCAUUAAAUGGGUACUUUUCUAGGCUCUAGGAAGGAUACAAUUUAGAUAAGGUAGGAUUGGUCUAGAAUGUGGGCAACUGAGUCAUCCCAUUCCCAGACCAAGGUUUGUCGUCUUGUAUGUUUUAUUAAUAGACUGUGGCAGUAAGAAAUAGAUAUACAUUUUUGCCGUGCCCUUUUAAAAUCUGUAGUAUUAAGUGGGAAUACAGAAAAGAUCUCGGAUUCUAUCCAGUAUGGGAAUUCUCACUGCUGGUGCAGAUGACAGCCAAUACCUGACUUAUUUAAUUAAGACCUAGGGAGUUGUCUCAGGCACAUAGAACUCAGAUGGUAAGUGUCCAAGUUAGCAUUUGAACCCAGGUCUUUUUGAUGCUAAGCUCAACACUCUAGCCACUAAGUCAUGCUGCCUCUUGGUUUAUUUUAUAUCAGCAAUUCAAUACUAAAUGACACCUGAAACCCUUUAUGAAGAUAACUUUCUAACCUCCACAAAGUAAAUUAUAUGAAACCUUUAUAUAAUAUGUUUGGUAUUUGAAGGGAGUUCUCCAAAGAAUUCCAGCAUCAUUAAAAUUCUGAUGCAAAUUGGAGCAUCAGAAAAAGAAAUAAAAUCAUGGCAAGAGAAUCAUCUGGUGAUGAUUCAGUCAACAGGCUACUUGUCUUUUUUGUACUUGUGCCCCAGAGUGUUGUAAUUAGAUCUUAUGAGUAGAAAUUUUAAAAUGUUUUUACUUUUAAUAUUUGAGAAAGAUGAUAUUUCUAAAAAACAAAAUUUUAUUUUAUUAAUUUUUUGGGUCAAAAAUAAUUUUUAUUUUGAAAAGAUGUCCUGAUGAUUACUGAUUUUGGUUUUGUUAUCUCCUUUUUUGUCUUUGCCUUGAUGACCCUGGACAAAAAAAAACUAGAAAGAACUGAUCUUUUUGCUUUGACUUGUUAAAGAAGGGAAGUUAGGAAGGAUAGUCUGUAUCAAAACAGAUCGAUUGGCUUCCCCCUUUGUCUUUUGAAUGCAGUCAUUAAUUUUUAUAUCUUCAAGUUGUGAAGAAGUGGGUACUAAUUGAAGUGUUGACUUGUCUGGUUGAAAUAAAGCCCGUUCCUGUUGUGA